GCUUACCGUUGUUUUGGCUCGAGUGGAAGUAACGCGACCUCGGCCAGCCGUUCGUUUCGUCGCCUCGCUCCGUCGUCGUCUCCAGCGCCGCCCUCGUCUGCGCCUCUCCUUUCGGUUGCUUCCCGAGGAAGUGUCAGCGGAGUCCUCCCUCGGCGAUCAUGGCCGCGGAGGCGGCGGAAGAGAAACGUCAACCAAGGACGAGGCCCAGAUCCAGGCUCAUCGUCCGCCUCGCCGGGUUCCUCGUCGCCCACAGCGUUCUCGUCAGCGUGGUGUGUGGCAUAGCGGGGUCGAUCGCUUUCCUCCUCCUCCCUUUACUGGCCAAGAACACUUACGUCUCCGAGAACGCGCUGAUGCCAGGUUCUGCCAAUCCAAUGUUUUCUUCUCAGGAUGUACUCGAAGCAAACAGAUUUGUCGAGGAAAUGAUUGAUAAAGAAAACACAAAAGCUACAGGAAUAGAAAUAGCAAAAUUGAUAGGUCAGCAGAUGGUGGAUGUGGGUGCUGAAUUGUAUUACCACAAAUUCCAACCUCAUGCCAAUCAGUUCCAUCCUCUUCAUUUUUUCUCUUCCAUCACUAAUACUUUGGAGAUGCAAGAUAACUCUAGCUGCACAUCAUUUGGUCUCAAUUCUGUUGGUAUUAUACGAGCGCCUCAUGGUGAUGGGAAAGAAUCGAUUGUGUUGGUAACUCCUUACAAUGCAAAGAAUCUCAGACAGGAUGAAGCCUUAUCACUAGGGCUUGCCUUCUCAAUUUUCUCACUUCUUAGCAGAGUUACAUGGCUUGAAAAGGAUAUAGUUUGGUUAGCUGCAGAUUCCAGAUAUGGAGAGUAUAUAGCAGUUGAUACUUGGCUAAAAGACUACCAUAAUCCUUCUUUCCUUAGUGAUUCAGGGAAGAUAGUUGCUGGUAUAUGUUUUGAAGAAAAUAUUCACCGUUUUAUGGAUCAAUUAAAGGUUAAUGGACCAAAGUGUAAUGUUUUUAAGCGUGCUGGAACUAUGGCUGUUGCUCUUGUAUUUAAGAUCGUGGACAAGGAGGAAGAAAGAGAUUGUGUUACUAUACAUGCAGAGGCAUCUAAUGGCCAGAUGCCUAAUCUUGAUCUUAUUAGUAUUGUUCGUUAUUUGGCAGUUCACAGACAAGGUCUGCAUGUAAAGAUUGAAACCAUGCAAUCAUUACUUAAAUCUGCAUUGCUCAAGUUUAUUGGUGAAAUGCUGCAAUGGUUUGGUAAACUGGCCAAACAAUUUAAUCCAAAAUGGAAAUUUGAUAUUACAGCUGCCAAAUAUGUUCAAGGCACUGCUACUCUUGCAAGCUCAAUUUAUUAUCAGGCCAUUGGUGUGCCAACUGGGUCCCAUGGGGCUUUCCGUGAUUACCAAGUGGAUGCAGUUACUCUUGAGCUCUCCCCCAGAUUCCCUCUUAAUAAUGACAACAGUCGAUAUGCAUUUCUUCUUAGGAGUGGCAGGUUAAUUGAAGCAGUCAUCCGCUCAGUAAAUAACCUUCUCGAGAAGUUUCAUCAGUCAUUUUUCCUCUAUCUCUUAACAGCUCCUCAUAAGUUUGUGUCUGUCGGAGUUUACAUGAUUCCAUUUGCACUGCUAAUAGCUCCUCUUCCAAUAGUCGCUGCUGCUCUCUUUUCUCGUAGUGAUAAAUUAGGGCUUUCAGCAGAUGAAAUGAACCCAGAACCUGGAUGUGCCAGUCACGCAGAAAUCAGCUCUGGAUCAUGGAAAUGGCUUCAAGCUGCAAAAGUGGUAUUCAUGAUUCACUUGUGGGGGAUCAUCGUGUCAUUGCUGCCGAGCAUUCUUUCCCAACUCCCCCUUACAAUCCCAACAAAUCUCAUGUUAGUUUGGGCUGCAAUAGCCAUCGGAACCCUGCUGAUCUGCUACCUGGUUUUGGGCACUUGUUCCACCCAUUGUGGAUGGGAACUUCUGAAAUCUGUGAUGAUUGCUGCUGCUUCAAUGGGUCUGAGCUUAAUGUCAGUCAUCAAUUUCUCAACUGCACAGACUGGGGCCAUGCUGAUUGUUCCAAUGUGUUUGUUAGUUCAACCUCUGAGGAAGCAGGUGGAGGAAAGUGUUUGUCUCAGGUCAGCACUACUGGUGAUCUGCAAUUUAGCUCUGGUUGUGGUUGGGUUUCCAACAGUUGCAUUACUGACAUCUAGAGGUGCGUUUGAGGAUUUUGGAAAGACAAGUAUCGGUACCUUCUGGGAAUUGUCACAGCUCUUAUGGUCAUGGAACAGCGCCACUUAUCUGUACCUACUAUGGAUUCAUCUACCUUGUUGGGUUCUUUGCUUGCAUAUUUUGCUCUAUCCAUGUAUCGGGAGGUCAUCCAAACCAUGAACAUUUUUUUGAAGCCGUUGAUAUUGUCAUAUUAUGGGAUCACUCAGUUGCAGAGCAAAUACUGGAGAAUUCUUGUUAUACAAAGCCACUCAAGCUCAUUGGAAAAAUGCAUGGAGUUUUAGCAAAAGCUAUUCAUCUCGUGCCACUGAAGAAUUGUACGAAAAAGAUUUCCCUUUCAAGAUGACUCCAGAGAGAAAAAGAGGUUCUAAUUGUUCUGACAGAGCAUUAUUUUGAUUCGUGAUUUGACACUAACUGUUUAGAUUUUGAUAUUUGCUGAUCCAUUGCUCGCCCUUUCAACUUGUUGAA
Molecule: messenger RNA, 2621 nt
Organism: Musa acuminata AAA Group (dessert banana)
Lineage: Eukaryota; Viridiplantae; Streptophyta; Magnoliopsida; Zingiberales; Musaceae
Exons: 6
Coding region: 159-2315 (718 amino acids)
Biological process (GO): attachment of GPI anchor to protein
Cellular component (GO): GPI-anchor transamidase complex; membrane
Source: RefSeq, a predicted model, not a curated record